UUCAACAUAAAAAAACGUCCAUUCCCUGCUCUCUCUAAACCAAGCCUUCCAUUGAAAAAAAUAAAAAUAGAACUUAAUUUGUUUCCUUCUUCUCCUAUUUCUUCUUUCAAAACAUAUUCUAUGUAAUAAAUAAGAAAGUACUAAUAUAGUAAUAGAGCUAGCACAAGAAAAGUGAUCCUAAUUAAUUUGAGAAGAAGCUAGAUAAUUAAGGGUUGAUUAGGAAUUAAUAAUGGGGCAUCACACAUGCUGCAACAAGCAAAAGGUGAAAAGAGGGUUAUGGUCUCCCGAAGAAGAUGAGAAGCUCAUCAACUACAUUACCACCUAUGGUCAUGGCUGCUGGAGCUCUGUCCCUAGGCUUGCUGGUUUACAAAGAUGUGGAAAAAGUUGCAGAUUAAGAUGGAUAAAUUACUUGAGACCUGACUUGAAACGUGGGAGUUUUUCUCCUCAAGAAGCUGCUCUCAUCAUUGACCUCCACAGAAUUCUAGGCAACAGAUGGUCUCAAAUAGCUAAGUAUUUACCAGGAAGAACAGACAAUGAAGUGAAGAAUUUUUGGAAUUCAAGCAUUAAAAAAAAGCUUUUCUCUCAAGUUGCUACCACCACGGCCGCUACGACCUCCAUAGGCUCCAUCACUAAUGAUCUUUGUCUUAAUUAUCUUCCUACCACAAAUUCCUCAAAUAGCUUAUUAGCUCAUGUUAAUAAUAAUAAUAAUCAUGAUAUUGGUGUAGGAUUUACCACCUUUUAUCCUUCUCUUAGCCCUAAUUUGCUUUCUAAUACAUAUGAUUAUCCCAAUAAUGAUCUCAUCCUUACCCAAACUACCCCUCAUUAUUCAGUUCCACCCAUUAUUUCUUAUGACAAUCCUACAUUAUCAUCAUCAUUAGGAUUUCAACAUUUGAUUAAUGAAGUUGGUAUUAAUCAAAAUCAUCACCAAAUUGUUACCCAAGAGCUAGAUUACUCAUGUCCACAAUCAUCAAUUUAUGUACCACCACCUUAUGAUGAUGAUGAUGAUGAGGCAAUCAUGAAGAUGAAGCUUACAACAACGACGGCGAUGAUGAUGGCCGGAGUAGUCCCAACCAUGCCAAAAUUAGAAGCCAUUUCAUCCUCUUCACCAUCUCAUCAUCAUAACAAUUAUAGUUCCCUUAUAGAUGUCAUUUCUAAGCCACAAUUUGAGUACUAUAAUAAUUAUGCUCAUAUGGAUGAUCAUGUCAUGAUACCAUCAUCAUCAUCAUCCUCAUCAUCGCCACCACGACCACCAUCAUCAUCACCGUCGCUAGCAGCACCAACAGCCUUACCAUGUGGUGGCAGCCAAGUUGUUCUGAACCCUAGCACUCCUAGCUGUUGGAAUGCCUGAUUAUGGUAAAACUUAGGCUUUUAUAACAUUUAUUUCUUAGUACCUUUAUAUAUAUGUAAAUUUGGACUAUAUAUAAUAAUUAUGAACAUUUUUAAAUAAGCUUCAUAUAUACAAUAAUGAGUAUUAAUCAAUAUUU
This is a messenger RNA of Chenopodium quinoa (quinoa), 1484 nucleotides long. RefSeq names its product transcription factor MYB26-like. The coding region runs from base 230 to 1348 and encodes 372 amino acids. Lineage: Eukaryota; Viridiplantae; Streptophyta; Magnoliopsida; Caryophyllales; Amaranthaceae. The record is from RefSeq and is a predicted model, not a curated record. The transcript has 3 exons.